UCGAAUAUUGAGACUAAUUAAAAUGAUUGAAUUAUCUUAAAUUUCAUGAAUAUUUUCCAUUCUAGGCCUAAGUAUUCAUCAAUUCCUUAUGUUUUCCUCUUGAAGCUGAAGUUACACGAAAUGGUUGAUUUCCAAGUCGUUGAAUGAGAAUAAGAUAUAGAGUCGAUUCCAACAAGUAUAUUCAUAUAUGAUACAACGGUGAAAACUAAGCAAUAUCUAUAAAACAUAGUAAACCUUGAAGCACAAAAUCGAACCCCAUCUUGUUUUCUGACGUGAGUACAACGUUUUGGCGCUUUUUGCUGAUUGGAUAACUCCAUUUAGUGGAACCAAUCAGCACGAGCAAAAUACAGCCAAUCAACGGCACGCAUUUUCCUUGGAAAAGUAUAUAAGCACGCGAUUUUUGGGAUUUGGCAUCAGUUGUAUUCGACGCAUUGUCAAAGCAAGACGCAAAAAUGAGAACCUCUUCGAUUGUUCGAUCUUCCGCCAUUCUUGGCACUUUCCUGUCAUCAACAGGCCGUACAAUGCACAAAGACUUGUAUGAGAUGGGAUGUAAUGUGUGGCAGUUUACUACGGAGGUGAGUGCCACCCUAAGGCAUGAGCUGCUGUCGCUGGGUGACAGUGUUUACAGCUUUGCUACAACCACUUCUGCUGCUGCUCUGUCUUACUUCUCGGCAACAGAUCUGCUCUUCUUUCUGGCAUUUCUGCUCUUUCUUACUUCGGUUGUUGGGUGUGUUCAGUUUGUUAGAAAGUUCAACACUGCAAUGAAAGACCUGAAAAGCACAAUGGCGGGUCUAGCAGAAGAGAAUGUGCAGAUGAGAUUGCUUGUAACAGCCUUGCUCAAUGAUGCUGAGGAAACCGAGAAGGAAUUAGCAAUGAAAUUGGAAACCCUUGCUGAAGAUCACAAGAACUUGGCCAAGUGGUUAAAUUUUCACACGGACAUGUUCAGCAUCAGGUUGGACUGCAUGGAGAGACGAAAAAACAAAAAAUAAAUCCGUUGAGCUUGCUUUUAUGAACAUUUCAUCAGCUUAUCAUUUAAUUUUCCAUACAUCAAAUGUGUUAAUAAAGAACUGUUGCCUGAAUC
Molecule: messenger RNA, 1081 nt
Organism: Saccostrea cuccullata (small rock oyster)
Lineage: Eukaryota; Metazoa; Mollusca; Bivalvia; Ostreida; Ostreidae
Exons: 7
Coding region: 453-989 (178 amino acids)
Source: RefSeq, a predicted model, not a curated record